UGCAAAUAAAUUGAAUGAUGAGUGAUAGAGUUUUUUUUUUUUUCAUUUGGUUUGUUACAGUCCAAGCCAAUGAAAAAGCUUCCGAUCAUUGGCACUAUGCCUAUUAUCCUCGACAUGGAUGCCGAUUCUUCUCCUGAUUCAAAAGGAGAAGAAAUGGGAGAAACAGCUCAUAGCCAUGCAUGUUUAACAUCUCAAAAUGCAUAUCAAACUGCUCCUCAGCUUUUGUACGAGCUUCAGGUCGAGAUUUUUGCCCGUGUUCCAUGCUGUGAGUAUUGGAAACUACAGUUUCUCAACAACCAGUUUUCACAGUUGCUGAAAAGUAGUGAAAUUUUCCGAACGAGGCGAGAGCUCGGACUUGUGAAACCGUACUUUUUUAUACUGUCAAGCAGUGAUAGGCGUUGGACUAUGUUUGAUGAGGACUUCAAAAGUUUCCAGAGACUUCCAAAGCUCUCUUCUGACAUUAAUUUUUUCAGUGGUGAUAAGGAAACUAUUUGUGUGGGUACGCAACUAAUCGUCAUCUGGAGAAAUAAGGAGGGCAUUACGGUGUGGCGUUACGAGCUUGCAAUGCACAAAUGGUUCAAAGGUCCUGAGAUGAUUACACCGAGAAUCAUGUUUGCUUCCGCAAGCCACGGUACAAAUGCCUUUUUCGCCGGCGGAUUUACGAUAAGUGAAAAUGGGGUUGAGGUUGUAAGCAUAGUAGAAAAGUACAAUGCCGAAACAAAAACAUGGGCAUCCAUUCUUCCAAUGCAUAGGCGGAGGAAGUUGUGUUCCGGAUGCUUCUUGCGUGGUAAGUUUUAUGUUCUCGGCGGUCAGAAUGAAAACAACGAAAACCUAACUUGUGCAGAAAGUUACGAUGAGGAAACAAAUUCUUGGGAGUUGAUACCAGAUAUGCUUGCAGACAUGUCUUUAUCCAUUUUCCAAGCGCCUCCGCGUAUUGCGGUGGUCAAUGAUACUCUCUACUUGCUGGAAACAUCAUUGAAUGAGCUUCGCGUGUAUAAUGUAAACACAAACACUUGGAAGAAGCUUGGAACUAUACCUGUGAUGGCACAUUUAACUAAAGGUUGGGGUGUUGUAUUUAAGUCGGUUAAAGAUAAUCUUAUGCUGAUUGGAGCUUCGUUCAAUAGACUUCACUCUCAGAAAUGGGGGAUCUACAAGUCUUGUCCAUCUCCAGACAUGGAAGAGAUUCAUUGGGAGGAUAUUUGUUGUCGUGGUGGUAGUCUUAACCAUUCUAUUCUCAACUGUUGUGUAAUGCUUGCUUAAAACUUUGUUUGUGUUGUUGUCUUUGUGUUUUGUGUUGUGCGGCGAUCUUUAUAGGUCUUGACUUUCGGGUUAUUGUCAUGUUUUUAUAAUGUCAUUUCUAUAUUUGCAUCUUAAGCUUGUGUUCUCUUGCUUAUUUAAAGUUACUAAAUGUUUUUUUUGGGAAAUGGGAUAAGCUUGAAUUUAACACACAGUACAAAAGGUUAAAAGUUUCAUAAAAAUAUACUCCCUCCGUUUUUUAAUAUAAGUCGUUUUAAAAUUGUACACAUAGAUUAAGAAAUCAUUAAUUUUUUAUAUUUUC
Brassica napus (rape) is the source of this 1558-nucleotide messenger RNA. Its product is annotated as F-box/kelch-repeat protein At3g27150-like. The record is from RefSeq and is a predicted model, not a curated record. The transcript has a single exon. Gene Ontology annotation, molecular function: protein binding. Bases 70 to 1260 code for a protein of 396 amino acids. NCBI's taxonomy places the organism in Eukaryota, Viridiplantae, Streptophyta, Magnoliopsida, Brassicales, Brassicaceae. Gene Ontology annotation, cellular component: cytosol.